Messenger RNA from Cydia strobilella, 1881 nucleotides. RefSeq lists its product as uncharacterized. The coding region runs from base 13 to 360 and encodes 115 amino acids. The record is from RefSeq and is a predicted model, not a curated record. Lineage: Eukaryota; Metazoa; Arthropoda; Insecta; Lepidoptera; Tortricidae. The transcript has 2 exons.
AAGAUACGUAAGAUGGAAAGGAAAAUACAAAGAUACAAAGAAGCCAUGACAGCUGCGGAUCCAGAAACAUUAUCAAUUUUGGAGCAAAAUAGUGUGGAUGAAAAUUAUAAUAAGUUGGAAGAAGAAGAUAAUGCUCAUACUGACAAACCAGAAGAAAACCAAGAACACCAUCAAGAACAGGAGGAAGAGGAAGGUGAUGUCGAGAUAGAGGAAGACCUGCCCCAAGACAUCCUGGCUGCUCUCGGAGAAGGGGGACAGGAUGAUGAUGCUAACUAUGGUGCUGAAAUAAAACCGGAGAUUGUAAAGAUAAUCGAUACUAUACUAACAGAUGGAAUUAAUAAAGAGAUGCUUGAAUCCUGAUCAAAGACUAAGAUCCCGAGAAACAUCAAACUGUUAGAUGCUCCAAAACUAAAUACAGAAUUUGCAGGGUUCCUCAACAACUCCAUGACUAAUAGAGACAACUUACUGAAAGAUAGACAGCAAGACCUGGGUAGAGCAAUUGCUUUAGUUACUCAAACAAUUAAUAAUCUAACCAAGAAAGAUUUUGAUAAAUUACAGGCAAUAAAGUCCCUGAGUGACAGCAUAAGACUACUCAGUAACCUGCAUUUCAAUUACACCCAAAUUCGCAGAAAGUUGAUUGCACCAUUUAUGGAUAAGUCAUUGACACAGAACUUAAGUGAAAACAAGCGAUCUGAGUUUUUAUACUCUAAACUAGAGGAAUCGGUAAAUACAUCCUCUGCAAUGAAACGCACAAUCAGCAUUCUUAAACCCAAGAACACACCAAAAAACUAUCAGAAUCCCAGGCGCCAAACCGCCCCAAGUCACUACACGACAAGAGCAAACAACACGAAUUACAAACCAAGACCAUAUCAAAGCAACCAGGCCCCAACCUACAAGCCACACCGCAGCCAUCAACGUCUACCACAACAAGCGAGGUCAACCCGCCGACCAACAACAUCCCAUCAUCGAGGAGGUCGUGAGAAGUACCCAUAAAGGUAAAUUUUGCUGCCCGUCUUAAACAUUUUUAUAAUUGUUGGGCGUUUUUGACAGAUGAUGAAACAAUCCUAAAAUGGAUAAAUGGAUAUUCCAUUCCUUUUGAUAGUGAACCAUGUCAACAUAAUGUACCUCUUAAUAAUACAUUUAAUGCCUCUGAGCGACAGAUUAUUACAAUGGAAAUACAUAAACUUAUUGUAAUGGGGGCUAUUACCCAAUGUCAACCAAGUAAAGGGCAAUUUCUGUCUAGUAUCUUUACUAUCCCUAAAAAAGAUGGGUCUCACAGAUUUAUUCUCAAUUUAAAGUGUUUAAACAGAUUUAUUAUAACAAAACAUUUCAAGCUGGAAGACAUUAGGACAUUAUGUAAACUAGUUACAGCAGAUGAUUACAUGUGCACUAUUGACUUAAAACAUGCAUAUUAUUUGGUGCCUAUAAAUGAAUCACAUAAGAAAUAUUUAAGAUUUACAUUCAAUAAGAAAUUAUAUGAAUUUAACUGUAUGCCAUUUGGUUUGUCUACAGCUCCUCUAGUUUUUACUAAACUUUUAAAACCGGCUAUUGAAACACUGAGAGAACAGGGUUUUAGGAUUAUUAUCUACCUUGAUGACAUUAUUUGUCUUGGGAGUAAUUACAAGGAAUGUCUAAAUAACACCCAAACAACAUGUAAUUUAUUACAAUGUUUAGGUUUCAUAAUUAAUGAUGAAAAGAGCUCUAUAACACCAUCCCAAGUGAAAGAGUAUUUACGCUUUACUAUUAAUUCAAAAACCAUGACUUUAAGCCCUACAGUAAAGAAACGUAAUAAUUUAUACUCUUUAAUUAAAGACUUCCUUAAAAUUAAAUCAUGCAGUAUUCGAGAAUUUGCAAAAUUAUUAGGAAACUUAGUAUCAGUCU